UUGACAGACACUUGGAGCGCCUGCCUUGUCGGUCCGGAUCUGGGAACCUAGAGUUCGGUGUCCCAGAGCCGCCCGCCAAGGGGUCACGCGGCCUCUGCUUCGGUGCCCCAGGGGACGGGACACUACCUGCGACCAGGUGCCGAAGCCCACGGGAGGUGCUCCUUCACGGGUGUCUCCAGGCAGCCCGUGCCGCAGUGGUUAUCUGUCUCUGCUCGCUCACCUCCGGUGACAGCGUGCUCGACACCCUGGCUCUGGCAGCAAAAGCCCCAGCUGGACAGCUCCAACGCCCAGGAAGUCCUCUCUUGGUUUUAAACCAAAAUCUGUUUCUGUAUCGUGUCCACGCACGGGCUUUAGGAUCCGGCUCCAACAGAGGAAGCUCCCUUGGGCUGAGUUCAGGGAGGGUUUCUUUGGUGGCCGCAGAGUUGAGAUGGACUUGAGGAGUGAGCAGACUAGAAAAGGCCUUCCAGGGAGGGACACUGGGGACAGAGGUCGAGUUGUCAGGUUGGGCCUGGGUUCUCAGCAUUGCUUUGCUGUGUGUCCUAGAGCACGUCACCUCCCCUCUCUGGACUCCGGGAUCUCAUUGGUCCAACAGAGGGGCCAAUGACCCGUGUGACUGGGCUCUUCUGCUCAGACACCCUGGCAUUCGGCGCCUUGCUUGGGGGUGGAGGGAGCCCUCCUUCCGCCCAGCCAUUGCUUGUUACCUACUGUGUGCAGCUCGCGCCCCAGAGUACAGAUCGCUGUGCGUAACGACAGCUAAUACUUCCACAGCUCCCGUCCCAGGCACGUGACAUGGUUCACUCAGGUACCCUCACGGCAGCCAGUGGGAGGGGGCAGCUGUUCCACUUUACAGAUCCGGGGAUGCAGGCACUUGCCAGGUGUCACUCAACGUUAGUAAGCGAAGGAUAAGGGGGGUGGGGGCCAGCACCGAGCCCUCUGGCUGAGCACGGGUCGGAGUUCCUCGGGGCAGCGCCAGCCUGGUUAACGAGGGGCUGGGCUCCCGCGCCUGUAAGUUGUCGGCAUUGUCAAGGGAUGCCCAGCCCGGCUGAGACCUUUCAAGUGGGUGUGAGCUCUCUGGGCUGCGAGUCUCCGGCUGUUGGGACAUUUUUAUGUGGCCUCUCUGGUGGGUUGACCCCCAGCCCCGUGCUCGCCCGCUGUGCUGCCCUGCCUGCCACGUAACUAGCGCCGAGAGCCAACUCCCAGGGCAGACAGCUCAGGCCGGGAGGCCCAGGGUGUGGAAGAGGCGUCUUUUCAAAGGUGACUGCAGGGGCCUCAGCCGUGUGGGCAGCAGAUCACAGAAACUCCGGGCUCUCCACCCAGCCCUCUGCCGUGCUCAGGAAGAGGCUGACGGGCCCACUCCCCCUGAGCCCCUGCCCCAUGCCCGGUGGGGACCCUGCACACCUCGCGUCCCCUGCCCGCAGGCACCCCCCGCACGCGGACGAAGAGGCAGGGAGGGGGCUUGUCUGUGCGGAGCAGGGAUCCAAACCCUGCGUGGCCGCUCCAGAGGCCUCUUCUCAGUGGGGAAACCCCAGAUGCCAGGCUCCUGGGAGGGUCUGGAGCUCCCGGGAAGGGGGGCAGGUGGGGCAGGCCAUCCAGACCAGGUUUCCACAGGAUACCCAGGAAAACCGAGGCCUGAGGGAGCCUGUGCCUUGCCCAGAGGCAUUCCACCAAGUCGGGGCUGAACCUAAAAGCCAGUGAUGGGAAGCUGGCACAGACGGGGCCACACACCCUUGGUGCCCAGUGCCCUUGGCUGAGGCCGCAUCUAACAGCAGGGCCGCCCUGGUGCUGCCCGCACAGGCUUCCUGGAUGCCAACCCCCUGACGCCGGGCCUACCUGUCUGAGCCUCCAGGCCUUUGUGACCAUAAGGACGCCUCACCAGGUUGUUUGAGGAUGAAAGCAGAGGAGACAGUGGCUGUAAAAGUGCUCUGAGCUAAGGAGAGGCACACAGUUGCGGCAAUAACAAGAGUUAUAAACCCCGCGCCCUGGGCGGAGGGCGGAGGGCUUGAAAUGAGGCUACAGCUCGGGGCAUGGAGGGGGUUUCUGGCCCAGCCUGCCCUUCUCACCACCUCCCUGCUCUGGGGAAGGUGGCAGGUCCGCAGGGUGACGUGCCCAGGAGCCGGACGCUGUGGGACGGCCAGGCGUCUUCAGGGGAAGGCGCGUGUGACCCUGGCCACCUCAUUCUCGCCUCCGAGCCCGCCCACUCCCAGCCUGGGCAGGUGGCCAGAGGCUCCUGUGGGCCCAGUCCUGGCCAAGUGUCACCUUGUCUAGAGCCUGCCUCCCUGCCUGCAGGCAGGCUGGGCCCAGACCUGUCUCGGGAGCACUUCCUUUGCUGGUAAUCCUUGGGCCUGCCCUCGGCGUCCACUGCCCCUGCCCGGCUCUGCAGUGACCUGCCCUCGGGUCGUGUGGGCCCAGGGUGUACGUUGUGCCCGGUGGGGUCGUACUUGGGACCGAGGGGGUGCCGGGCACCAGGAGCCAGGCCUCCGCCCCAGCUCUGCCCCUGCACUGUAACCUUAGGCAGAGACACUGAGGUUUCUGGGCCUCAGCCUUCUCGUCUGAAAAAUGGGAAUAGCGUCGUUUAUCUGGCGGGGCUGCCGUGAAGAGUGAAGGCGGCCGCAUUGGGGCAGGGCACUCGGCCACGAACUCCCUUCCUAUCUGCAGCUGGGGCAGCUGUGGCCCCUCCCGUGAACCCCCAGCUCUGGUCUGAGUGCCAGGGGCCUUCCCUUCCCUCUCUGAGCAGUGGUCUGGCUGGGGAGCCCCCCCAGUCUCCCCCUCCGGGCAGCCCCCCAGCCUGAACCCCUGAGCUCACACAACACGUUCUGGAAACAGCUGCAGUAUUGCUUAGGUCCCUUCCCAGUUUCCAGGUGAGGCGGCAGGACAGGCACCAGCACCUCCCUGGCGCGCGGUUCCCAGCCGUCCCGAGGGUCCCGACUCCCCCAGGCAGGGAACGUGGGAACGAGUGCCCGUACUACACACGGGAACGGGCCUUGAGAAGACGACCCCGCCCUCUCAUCCCAGGGCCCAGGGCAAGCCACACGUGGGGGUGACACUGGGUGCUGAGGGAGGCCCAGGGCCUGUGGGAGCCAGGCCUCGAGGCUCACGGCUUAGCACGGGACCGGAGCUGUGAGGCGCCUGGCUGAUCGGAAAAGCUAGUCUGCUUUGUGCAGCUGAACUGGAAAAACCAGCAGCCACUUGGGCGAAGGCUGGACCCAUUUCUGAUGAAGAAAGAACCCCCCAGGCCGUGUGGCCACGGGAAGGCGCCGGGGGAGGAUUCCGGCUCAUGCUGGCCAGGCCAGCACGGGCUCCGCUCUGGUGCCAGGGCCGCCUCCUCUCCCGACCUGCCUUCUCUGAGCCUGGCCUGGCUCUGUAAUGGACUCAGGGCACUGCUUCUCAACGUCUGGCAACGUCCAGAGAUGCCUUUAAUGGCCGUGACUACGAAGGUACUGCUGGCAUCUGGUGGGUGCCUACAGCCAGGCCAGGGAUGCUGUUCAACAGCCUACAAUGCACAGGACAGCUGCUAACAGAGAACCACCUGGCCCAGAACGUCACAGAGCCAAGCGGCCUGGCCCAGGGGGCGAGCAAGGAGCCCCCCAGCCCUGCCCUGUCCCCAGGGGUGCUUCCCAUCUCAGCUUCACAACAGCCCGGGGGAGGCCAGGCAGCCCUGAAGCGGGGGUGGGGAGGCCCAUUUCACAGACGAGAACCCCGAGGCGUGGGGAGGCCAGGUUGCAUCCAUUUGUGCCAGGACUGGAGCCGUGUUUGACCAGAGCUCGAGAGCGGCCCACCUGCUCCAGUGGGGGCCUGGGCUUGUCCCCCCGGCUCCCACCAGCCCGGCGUGAGCACAGGAGGCCCCGUGGAGGCGCGGGGUGUGGUGCUGAGGCUAAGCCAGCCCUGGUGCCCACCACGGCCUGCCCUGUACACGCUUGGGGCAGAAGCACCCUCGCGGCAGAUGAAGCUCUGCCAUCCUCCCCGGACGUGGGGCGAUCACCGCGCCCCUCACAUAACCUCAGGGUGCGGAGCGGCGGAGGGACCGAAUUCUUCACGCGGUCGGCCACCAAGUUCAAGGGUGCCCUGGCCCAGAAGUUCAUGUUCGUGGAUGGGGACCGGGCCAUCUGCGGCUCCUACAGCUUCACGUGGUCGGCUGCAAGGACGGACAGGAACGUGAUCUCCGUGCUGUCGGGCCAGGUGGUGGAGAUGUUCGACCGGCAGUUCCAGGAGCUGUACCUCACGUCACGCGGCGUCAGCCUCAAGGGCAUCCCCAUGGAGAAGGAGCCCGAGCCCGAGCCCGUCGUGCUGCACUCUGUGGUCCCGCAGGCGCCCUCGGGCGCCACGGCCAAGAAGCUCGUCAACCCCAAGUACGCGCUGGUCAAGGCCAAGAGCGCUGACGAGAUCGCCAAGUUGUCCUCCGAGAAGCAGGAGGCCUCCAGGGCCCUGGGGGUGCGGGACGUGGCCCUAGCCAAGCUGCCGGGAGACCCCCCCGAGCCGCACCUGCCUAUCCACCCGGGGCUGCUCAACCUGGAACGGGCCAACAUGUUUGCGUACCUGCCCACGUGGGUGGAGCCGGACCCGGAGCCCGGCAGCGACAUCCUAGGCUACAUCAACAUCAUCGACCCCAACAUCUGGAACCCCCAGCCCAGCCAGAUGAACCGUAUCAAGAUCCGGGACGCGUCCCGGGCCGGGACCCAGCUGUGGAGGCAGAGCCAGGACUCCAGCCCCGCCCCCCAGCCCGGACCCCCCCAGGAUGGGGUCCCAGCCGAGAACAGCCUCCCCCCGGGGGACGCCGAGCCGCGGCCCCCUGUGCCCAAGCCCCGGACAGUCCCGGUGGCAGACCCGCUUGCCCAGGGGGGCGGCGGUGUGGGCUGGGCCCUGGCAACCCCAGAGGGGCAGGCACCCCGUAACCGGACGGACGACGGGCUCCCCAGGACGGCAGGCCCAGGCCAUGCCCCGCUUCAGUGCCGGCUGUCUGUGACCCAGGAUGACCCCGACGGCGGGGGGCCGGCGGUCCCCAACGGGCUAGAGGGGGAGGAGGAGGAAGACGACGAUGACUACGUGACCCUCAGUGAGCAGGACAGCCUCUCGGGCAGCUCCGGCCGUGGCCCCGGCCCCCAGCGGCCCUUGGUGGCCUCCUCGUCCGUGUCAGAUGAGUGUUUUGAGGUGACGGAGCGCUCGGCCACCCUGCAGAGGUGCCACUCAGAGCAGGUGGCCAACGGGCCAGCCCAGCCCCCCUGCCGACAGCUGGGUGCUCCCCACAUGACCCGUGGGACCUUUGGUGGACCCCUGGGUGGCUCCUCGUGGGCCCAGGGUCAGGAGAGAGAAGAGGCAGGCGCUCUGAGGAUGCAGGCCCCACACCCGGCAGACAAGGAGGCACAGGGCCGGCGGUCCCACAACUACCGAGUCCCUAGGGAUAAAGAUGCCUUCCCGCAGCCGUCAAGGACCCCGGGACCCCCGCAGGACCGCCCCGCCGCCGACGGCGCCCAGAGCUCCGGCGGGAAGGUGGGCCCGGCCGCGGCAGGUCCCCAGCACUGGCAGGCCAAGUGGGGCCCGGGGCCCUGGGAGCUGCCGGGCCCCGGGACCCCAAGACCGGCCCGAAACGCCAGCCCCCGGGCCGACGCCAGGGCCACCAAGGAGCAUCCCAGCCCCCUCGGGAUCCCGUACUCCAGACUGUCCCAGUCGAAGCACCUGAAGGCCAGGAUGGGCGGAGGCCAGUGGGCUUCAUCCGAAACUAAACGGCAGGCCCAGGGCCCCCGGGACUGCAAGGACCCCUAACACCUUGUGCCCGGGCCCGAAGCCACGCCAUCCAUGGCUCCCACCCCGGCCCGGGCUCACCGGGCAGGGGUUCCCUGGACGCCCUGACCUCCAGAGCCCCCCUGGAAGGCCGGAAGGCAGGGAGGGCGGCGACCUCACCUGGUCG
Messenger RNA from Physeter macrocephalus (sperm whale), 5902 nucleotides. It is a transcript of the gene SACK1G, whose product is annotated as family with sequence similarity 83 member G. Gene Ontology annotation, biological process: BMP signaling pathway. NCBI's taxonomy places the organism in Eukaryota, Metazoa, Chordata, Mammalia, Artiodactyla, Physeteridae. The record is from RefSeq and is a predicted model, not a curated record. The coding region runs from base 3496 to 5757 and encodes 753 amino acids. Gene Ontology annotation, molecular function: protein kinase binding. Gene Ontology annotation, cellular component: nucleus; cytosol. The transcript has 5 exons.